Xyrichtys novacula (pearly razorfish) is the source of this 6566-nucleotide messenger RNA. The record is from the annotation of a GenBank genome assembly. NCBI's taxonomy places the organism in Eukaryota, Metazoa, Chordata, Actinopteri, Labriformes, Labridae.
AGACUUGAGAGCUGUGAAGCUAUAUAACUGUGACUUUUCAACCAGGAGCUGGGGCUCUCAAAUCCAAGUCAAGAAGACAGGACAGGACACUGCACAUUUCUGCAAAAGCCACUACUCAAAUCAACAUCUCAGCAGUUUGGAUCAACAGCAGCAAUGAAGACAACACUAGCAACUCUUACUCUGUGCCUGGUGGCGCUCAUGGCCACAGGUUUCCCUCUGGAGAGGAAAGGGGGCUCACCCUCCGGCCAUGCAGCCAAGGAGAAGCGUGUACAGUAUGCAGCAUGGGAUGAUGUAAAUGUUAUCGCCCAUGGUCUGCUGCAGCUGGGCCAGGGGCUGAAAGAGCACGUAGACAAAACCAAAGUCCAGAUGAGGGACAUCUCCAGCAAGCUGAAGGUGUUUAAUCGCACCGUGACUGAGCUGGGGAAAGAGAGCCAGAAGCUGCGUAUGGAGGGGGAGACCCUGAAAGCUCGAGCUCAGGGGCUGGAGGACAGAGAGGGGCAGCUGUUGAACAUCACAGCCGAGCUAAGGGAGAAGACAGAGGAGAUGCAGCAUGAGAGGAAGAUGAUGGGAGAGAGGAUAAGCCGGCUGGAGGAGAAGGUGGACAGCAUGCUGCAGGGAGACACACUACUAUCUGAGACAAACCCUGGGGCCAAGAACAACAGUGAUGCUCACAACAUCCAGGUGAGAAUGAAAGUUCCUAUCUUUGGCUUUUGAUGAUGACUUCUUUGGGGAAUUAUGAAGCAUGUUAAGAUAAAGGAUGUGAAAUUUGAAAGUGUUGGAAAAAAACAAGGCAAAAGAUUGCAACAGCAUGCAGAGUAUUAACCUUACUCUAGAUACUCCAAGAGACCAACAAGAAGUGGUAAAAAUGUGUUUUUCCUGCAGCAGAUGGUUAAAGGGACUCAUUAAAUCAGUGCAUGUACAGUAUAAAUAGGCAAUUGACUUUUCUCUGAGCUCAGAGGCAUUGAAUUAAAAUGCACAGAGGGCAAAGCAGUGGGUGGGUGGGUGUAGUAAAGAGGAGGGGGAGGUGGUUAGUAAGCCUUCAGGCCGGGGAGUGAGAGUGUGCAGUACGUGCAGGGAAAUACUAAAAGGCAGCCAGACAAAGGGAUCGGCACACAUCAGCUGCAAGAAUGUGUGAAUAAUUCUUGCAGCUGUGACUUUUUACAACCUGGAGCGCAUUCAGCCAUGUGACACAGUGAAAGGGGCUCACAAGAGUUGUGCUUUCUUUACAGUCUGCAUUUACACAGCAGUGAGUAAGCCUGAAAGGCUUCAUAGUGGGAUGGAAAAUCCCGCGCUUGAGAGAGUUACAUAACUGUAACACAGGGGGCUGAAAAGAACAAAUGCUUGUCUUUGAGGGGUGGAAAUGUGUCUGGGGUCUAAGUCUCGGGUUUACCAAUGAAACUCUGUGGUUGUCCUGUUGUUGAGUUAAAUCUCCAUCAGUGAUGUACUCUGAACUUGUUGAGCACCAUGGGUAUGAUUCACACACAUGCAGGAUGUUUAAUAAAACUGAUACAAAGCUAAAUAUGUGGUGCUUUUGUGUGUGUUUUUAUUGUUUCUGCAGCUGAUGCUGGAAGGUCAGAACAAACGCAUUGAUGAUCUGAUGGAGCGGAUCAGACUCCAGCAGGAGAAACUUGACAAGCAGAAUGUGCGCAUCAGGACUCUGCAAAGCCAGGUGAGACAUUACUGAGAGUUUUGACCAUCAAAAGUUUCUGUAACAGAAUUUAGAGUCAGUCUUGAGAGAACUUUUUCCAUUUGUCUCAUUUUCCGCAAUCUCAUCAUUGAUAACUUUUCCAGGUCCAGCAGUCCCGACAGAGACCCCUCACACGCAGCACCAGCAGCAGCACUGACAGCUCUUUAGCGGAGCAACGGGACUCACCAGUCGGUAAGUACAGCUAGAAAGCGUCCGAAAUCCCCUCCUGGCACCGUCUUAAGUCGACUGGACACAAUCUGACGCCAAAUGUGGCUGACCAUCUGGGUUGUCAGGCCAUAAAGAAGCUUAAAUCACUAGCAAUUAGAAUCAAGGAAACUAAUCAAUUUGGGGCACGCUCUCUGCUCAGCAUGACUCCAGAAAUAUCAACUGGUGGGGUUUUUUUUUUCAGCAGUCUUUGUCUUUCAGCCCAAGAAAUCUCAAAGGCAUUAGUCAGACACAAUGGAUUAAUAUCAACAAAAGUAAACUUGUAGUUUAGCCUCCUUAUAAUUUUCACAAACAUGAAUCAAACUAUCAAAAUUUGGCACUAACAAAAGUAUAAAAUCACAUCAGUCAGGAUGAGGCUCAUACUGAACCGUACAGUAAAUGAUGCCCUCAGUGUGCUGGCUAACCCAACAGCUGCUACUCCCAUUGACCUGAACUGGGAAUGGACCAGCAAUCAAAUGAAUCUUUACUGUACUGGAAAGACUUCAAGCUCUUAAACCAAUCAGUUCUUAGUUUCUCUUUUGGUCAGUUCUGUCUCAAUAGAGAGAAAAAAAAUGGGACAAAAGAUGAGUCAAAUUGAAAUACACACAGUUUAUGUUUCUAAAUAGUGAAAUAAAACAGUAGAAUCUGAAUUUCUGAUGGUCAGCAAUGGGAAGUGGGUGAAAGGUAACACAGUUGAGGCUACAGUUGAGAUCAGUCACUUGGUACAAAUCACAAUAACACCUCGCACCUCUGACAUCAGCAGGAUUUGUGCGAAAAAGAAACAAGUUUCCUUGGCAUGGUUUAAACUGGGGGAAAGUUCACCAGUCUCUGAGUGUGUUCAGUCAGGGUCACACAGCUCAACAAGAUUACUCCCACUCAUUUCUGUUGUUUGAGUGUGAUGGUGGUGGGGGUUUGGGGAGGGGGGGUGCAAAAACAAGCCGGCAAAGGCUUUGUAAAUAUCAAGCCUGCAUUGUUCCUCAGAUUACAGUCUUUGUGUAUUCAAGGAAAAAAAAACUCUGAAAAACGAUAGGGAAACGGGAAAAGGAGGCCUAUAUUUAUCUCUGAACUUUGUACAGAUAUCCCGCACUGUUUUGAAGACACUCACCUCCCUCCUCUUUCUUAAGAGGUCCCACCUUUCUGAGUAAUACAAACAUUUGCACAUCCUGACAAGAAUGAGCAACCUUUCCCCUACAUCUGUCAGGGAGUCAGACAUCCCUCCUCCUCCUCCUCCUCCAGCUCCAGGCACAAACCCCCGCUCCUCCAUCUCUUCCUGCUCUCCCAUUGAAAUGAAUCAGAAGUGUGCCAAAGUUCAGGAGAACCCCUGACCCCCGAGGCAGACUACAGCCUGGACUGGCCACAAAGAGUUCAUGCCUGUAGAGGAAAGGUCAAUACUCACAAAUGAGGUAUUGUGGCUCUGCAGUCAGCUGGUGUGCUAACAAUGGGCCAAUAUGUAGGCCAAUAUCAAAGAAUAACAAUCAAAAUUUUACUUUUUAAACAGUUUUAGAAGUUUUUUUUGGUCCUCUACAGCUUCCAUACAGCACGAUUUGUUGCUGUCGUUCACAUUAAAAGGAUCCCCAGAGGGAAACGCCCGGUCUCGUGAACCAUUGGGCACAUGACAGCCCCAGUUGGCUCUGGAGUCCCCUGCUUUGUGUUAUCCCCUUCUCAGAUGUCCCUCUUACAGAAAAAGCCCCAAUGCAUCCCCCUCCCUGUCCUCUGAUCACACCCCAAGCAUGCACCGACCAUGCACUCCUACGUCACUGACUGGCUGCUGUGCACGUGAGCAAGAUGUGACAAGCCAAAGAGGAGGGGGGUCCGAAGAAAGGGGGAGGAAUGUAAAGGGUAGUAGUUUGUAAUUCAAGUAGCUGUAAAGAAGGAAGUCUGCUUGGGAACCGGGAGAAAGGUCAUAUUUAUAACCAAGAACUCUCUCUCUCUUGUUAAGGCCACGUCAAAGGUCUUAUCGGGAACACAGUUAUAUCUCCAGACUGGCCGAUAAGCUCACUAGGAAUGAUAGUUGUAUUUGCAGACACUCGGCUAAUGCAGUGCAGGAAACUUCUGCAGGGAGGUUGGCUGACUGUGAAUGACCUACUUCUGAGGGCCUGAGUGAACAAGUUCAGAUUCCCAAAUAUAAAAAAAGUAACACAUACAAAAAACAGCGCAGAGACUGUGAUUAUUCUGUUUGGGUUAUGCAGCACUGUUGAUCCUAACUCUGUUUUCCCUCUUUGCUUUGUUUCCAGAGAUGGCAUCAGACUGUCAUGAGCUGUUCCUGAGAGGAGAGACCACAAGCGGAGUCUACACCAUCCAGCCAAUCAAUGCCGAGCCUUUUAAGGUCUUCUGUGAGAUGACAGCUGGUAAGUGACUUCCUCGUAUCCUGCUUUUUGUGUCCUUCAUUCACAGUGCAGGUUAGCUAAUAAUAAACUUUGGGCAAUAAGUCACCAACUUUUAACAGAAUGGUUCAAAAGUUAAACCGCACAAAAAAACUACUGUCUUUGUACAAACAAGUUUUUCUGAUCAAACUUUUUCAAUCCUUCCCUUCAAGAUGGCGGAUGGACAGUGAUCCAAAGGCGCCAAGAUGGCUCAGUGGACUUUGAUCAGCUAUGGCAAGCCUAUGAGAAAGGCUUUGGCAGCCUAAAUGGUAAAUACCCCCUUAUCUCACUCUCACUGAAAGCAAAACUAGACUGAGCAGGUGCUCCCUGGCCUGUCCAAGGUUAGAUGAGUUCACAGGGCUUUGCUGUCUUUUAACACGACAACAGCCCAGAGCAAGAGCUGGGCUCCUCAAAGCAUCUUAUCACGCCUUUAAAUGGAUCAAAGACAAACAGGGAUGGCUCAGCUAAGUGUAGUUUUCUCACCUUUCUCUCCCUCUCUCUUUGUUUUCUCUAGGAGAGUUCUGGUUGGGUCUAGAAAAGAUGUUCUCCAUUGCCAAAGACGGGGGUUACAUCCUGAACAUCAAGCUCUCAGACUGGAGUGGUGAUGUAGCAACCAUUCGUUUGCCCUUCCAAUUGGGCGGAGAAGAAACCAAGUACUCCCUGAAGAUUCAGGAGACCCGCACUUUCAGCCCUUUGGAGAUUUCCUUGGGGACCGACGCCACUUCAGGCCUACCAUUUUCAACUCGUGACCAAGACAACGACCAGAAAAGUGACACUAACUGUGCCAAACACCUCUCUGGUGAGUCAGAAUUUACAAGAAUAAAAAAAAGUUGUACCAUUUUUGCUUCAAAUGUGAUCUUGAGCCAAAGACUCAGCUUAUCUGGUAUCAUGCUUUGUCUUCCUAGGUGGCUGGUGGUUCAGUAGCUGUGGUCGCUCCAACUUGAACGGCAGGUACUUCCAGAGCCCUCCUCCCAAGCAAAGGCACCAGAGGAAGCAGAGCAUCUUCUGGAAGACCUGGAGGGGGCGCUACUACCCUCUGAAGUCCAGCAUGAUGAUGAUCGCUCCUGCUGUGAUUGAAAACAAGUCUUAAAGAACUGAAAGACACUGAAAGAAACAAGAUUAAGACAAAGAGAAGGGGGUGAAAGAAAUAGAUUUUGUACUGUUCUUUCUUUGAUGGUUCUUAGUUGAUGAGGUAGAGCUUAUUUUGUUUUGCCUGAUUGUCUCACUGCGAGGAAGACCUCAUACAAGAACCAAAGCCCCUAAAGGAACUCAUAUUUAACAAGUUCCAGGUUUCCAUUGCUCUGUUUCUCUAAGAGACAAGCAGCCGCAGAUGGAAAAAGACAAAAUGUGCUCUGGAAGCAUGCACACAUGUUGUACUAUCGCGUUGAUUCCUUCAUGCAACAUGAAUUAGGGCUUCUAGAGAGGAGAGCGCCACAGGGCCAGUCCCAGCCCGUCCAACGUGCUGUGAGCCACGAAGGAUUUCCAACAUGUCGACACUCAUCAUAAGGCAUUUGAUGUGUGCUGUUGUUGAGUAUUAAUGUGGCUGUGUAGCAAACAAAGAGCACUCUCAGCUCUAAGAAAAGCUUAAGAAUGGCUCUUUGGAGGAUGCAUGAAGGAGGGAAAUUAAGGCAGAUUAAGGCAGCCUUUCAAAUCCAAUGGUGCGGACCAAAUGGCGACUUAAUUAAAACAAAGAGUAAUUUUCCACACGAACAUGUUGAGAUUAGUGUUCAAAGGCAUUAUGUAAAGUUAUAAUUCACUGUAAACUAGGAUUAUGAUGGAGAAACUGUGUUAAGACUGGUGUUAGUAGUUCACAGGGCACUGACAACCAUUUCAGCCUUUUGUACAUUACAGUUUCCGACAGCAACUCUGAAUUCAAUCAAGUAUUUUCUACACUGGCUUUCAUUUUGUGUGGAGAUUUUGACAAUGUUUAGUCAUAUUGACUACCUUUAGGAUGUGAGACUUGGUUUUGUACAUAAUGUUUGAAGGAAAUGUCCUCUGGCUUUUCAGAAAUACAUGUAACUGUUCAUAUUUUGUUGUGAUGUCUUUUGUAUGUGACUUGAGACUCUGUUCUUGUAGAUGUUCCUUUUCCUUAUUUAAAAGCUGUAAAGAAUCAAUAUAUAUUUCUGGUGCUGCCUGUUUGUAAUUUAUAUUGUCUUUGUUGUGCUGUUGUAAAACUGUUUUAUAUAAGAAAAUAACCAUUUUUGGCCUGAAUGAGCCAAUAAAAUUGAUUCAGACUAAAAAUGCAUCUCUUCUUGUAUUUUGUGCAACAAUCUAAGAAUUCAGAAGCAUUUCAUAAAAUAUAUGAUUCAACG